CCCCAGCCCUCAGGCCGCCGCGGGCUCUGGGGCCGCCGUCCCUCGCCGAAACGGCGCCCGGGCCCGGGAGCGGUGUCCCGGCGGCGGGAGCGGUGGCCCGGCGGCAGGCGCGGGGUCGCGUCGGGGCACCGGCGCCUCGACGCUUGGGGUGCGGGGGGUUGGAGCUCCCGCCUCGGCGGUGCCGAGCGAUCCCCCCCACCCCAGCGCCUGCCCGCGCUGAGGGACCCCCCCGCGCACCCCACGCCUCGGCGGGCGGCGGUUUGCCGUGGCAGCACCGCCCCGGCUGCGCUUCGGGGAGCGGGAAGCGGCUGAAGGUCCCGGGCCGAGCGGAACGGGACCGGCUCCGAGCUGUGCAGCUGUGGGCUGGUCUCUAGCAACUGGGGAAGGGAGGAAGGAAGGAAGCGUCCCGGCUCUUUCAGGAGCCGCAGCGCAGGCUGCCCCACGGGCGGGGGCUGAAGCCUGCCCAGAAGGUUGCUGUGGGUGAAGUUAGUGCUCUUAUUUUACCUCGCAGGGGAGAGAACAUGUCUGGGAUCAAGAGAGUGAUCGCAGAGAAGGACCCUGACUACGAGGAGAUCACCGUCACGCAUCCCAGCAAGCGUCACAAAGCAGCCGAGCAGUCAGCUCGAGAUGUUGCUGUGCAGAAGAUUGAGACAAUUAUAAAAGAACAGUUUGCUGUCGAAAUGAAGAGUAAAGAACAUGAAAUUGAAGUUAUAGAUCAGCGCCUGAUUGAAGCAAGAAGGAUGAUGGAUAAGCUGCGUGCCUGCAUUGUGGCUAACUAUUACGCCUCUGCUGGUCUCCUUAAAGCUGGAGAGGGGACCAGGUCAUGUGAUGCAACAAUUCUUAAUCACCCUUCAAUCAAGAAAUUCUUGGAAUCACCCUCUAGAUCAUCCUCUCCUGCUAACCAGGGCUCAGACACUCCAUCUGCCAACCACUCCGAGAGCGACUCGCUCUCUCAGCACAAUGACUUUCUCUUGGACAAAGACAAUGGCAACUUGGACGCAGACGAGCGGCUGACAAACAGCCUGGACCAGAGACAGAGCAGAAAUACUGGCCGGGACAGUUCGGGUGUUUCAAGCUCUCAAAAGCCAGGACAACGAAAUGCCGGACUGUCAAAUGAUGAAACUUCACGGCUUUAUGUGAAGAAAACGAUUGUUGUUGGCAACGUCUCCAAGUACAUUCCCCCCGACAAGAGAGAAGAAAACGAUCAGUCGACCCAUAAAUGGAUGGUGUAUGUCCGAGGCUCUCGGAGAGAACCCAGCAUAAAUCAUUUUGUCAAGAAAGUUUGGUUCUUCCUCCAUCCCAGUUACAAACCUAAUGACCUGGUGGAAGUGAGAGAACCUCCAUUUCACCUGACCAGGAGAGGCUGGGGAGAAUUUCCUGUGAGAGUCCAGAUACACUUCAAGGAUAGCCAGAACAAGAGGAUCGAUAUCAUACACAAUUUGAAGUUGGACAGAACCUACACAGGCCUACAGACACUUGGUGCAGAAACGGUAGUGGAUGUGGAACUACAUAGGCAUUCCCUUGGUGAGGAGUAUCUCUUCCCCCAGUCUUCAGAGUCUGACCUUUCUGACGUUCCUACAUCUUUACCGCUGCCAUUGAGUAUCCCAGCACCAGUCAAAGCUUCUUCACCAAUUAAGCAGUUGCGGGACUCCAGCCCAGAUGCUUCUGUGGACAAAGGAUUCCCUGGGAAUGCUGAAACCGAAAGACAUGCCACGUUUUAUUCCCUGCCAUCUUCGAUAGAACGGACUCCCACCAAGUUAGCCACACAGAAAGUUGCCUUUGGCUCUCACGGAAAUUCAGCCUUUCAACCCAUUGCAGCUAGCUGUAAAAUAGUGCCUCAAGGUCAGAGUCCAAGCCCUGCAGAGUCACCAGGAAAAUCCUUCCAGCCUAUCACCAUGAGUUGCAAGAUUGUAUCAGGUUCUCCAAUAUCAACCCCUAGUCCAUCUCCGCUACCUCGUACCCCAACCUCCACUCCGGUGCACAUGAAGCAAGGCUCUGCUAGCUCAGUCAUUAAUAAUCCGUAUAUUAUUGUGGACAAGCCUGGACAGAUGGUUGGAGCAGCAGCCACAAGCACAGGGAGCCCAACCAGCAAACUGACCAGUGUUUGUCAGGCCUCUCAUGGAACUGCAUCUCCUGUAUCAAAGACCCAAGGGAGUAGUUUUGUCACCUCAGCUGUCAAGCAGGAGGAUUCUCUGUUUGCCACCAUGCCACCCCUUUGUCCCAUUGGGAGUCACUCCAAGGUGCAAAGCCCCAAAUCAGUCACUGGAGGACUUGGAGCUUUUACAAAGGUGAUAAUAAAGCAGGAGCCAGGAGAGCUUCCCCAGCAACCUCAGCUACCAGCGACAGGGACAGGGACAACCACCCAGACCUCUGUGCAGCAGUAUGUCACUGUAAAAGGGAGCCACAUGCUAGCCUUGUCACCACAGAAGCCGGUCGUGAGCACAGGCGAGGGGACGGUGCAGCCGAAGGUUGUUGGCGUUCCAGUUGGUUCUGCUUUGCAGUCGACAGUGAAACAAGCGGUGGCUAUAAGUGGUGGCCAGAUACUUGUGGCAAAAUCUAGUUCUUCAGUAGCAAAGGCUGUUGGUCCAAAGCAGGUUGUGACUCAAGGUGUAGCCAAAGCCAUCGUGAGUGGAGGCGGAGGGACAAUUGUUGCUCAGCCUGUGCAGACCAUUACAAAGGCCCAAGUUUCUUCCACAGGUGCUCAGAAAAGUACAUCUCAAGGCUCAGUGAUGGCUACACUGCAGUUACCAGCCACCAACUUGGCAAACCUGGCAAACUUACCACCAGGCACUAAACUGUAUCUCACCACCAACAGCAAGAAUCCUUCUGGGAAAGGGAAACUGCUUCUGAUACCCCAAGGAGCCAUACUGCGAGCCACAAAUAAUGCCAGUCUCCAAUCUGGUUCUUCUACGAAUAGUGGAGGUGGAGGUGGAGGAACCCAAAGCACAAGCAGUAACUUGUCACAGCACCUCACCUAUACAUCCUACAUCCUGAAGCAGACACCCCAGGGUACCUUUCUGGUCGGCCAGCCUUCUCCUCAGAGUUCUGGAAAGCAGCUGACUCCAGCUUCAGUUGUUCAGGGCAGUGUAGGAGUUGGAGCAUCUUCCACACAAGGACAAGCACUAAAAGUGAUAACUGGACAGAAAACAGCUCUAUUUACACAGACUGCACCCAGUGGACAGACGUCGCUUGUGAAAAUAUCAGAUGGGUCUAUAAAAUCAGUGCCUGCCUCAUCCCAGCUCUCCAAACCUGGCACCACUGUGCUGAGAGUAUCCGGAGGUGUUAUCACCACGGCUGCUGCUCCUGCCAUGGCCCUUCCCACAAACGGGGUGGCCCAGCAAGUAGAUAAUUCAGGUUCCAGCUCAUCAUCUUCUGGAACUCCUGCAGCAAAGACAUCUGGACAGCAACACCAAAUCUGUAUAAGCCAGAGCCAGUCUACUUCAUCAGUAGUGAAUAAGACUGCUACUUCCACUGUUGUAAGUGUUGCUUCUCUGAUGACUACACCAACGCCUGUGACUGGAAAAGCUGCAGUAUCAGUGAUACAAUCACUUUCUACCAGCAAAGUUUCAACUGUUUCAGCUGUCACGGCAGCAAGUACAGUUGUCCCUAGUCCCUCUCCGGCAUCCAUCACUAAAGUUAAGAUGGAGCCUGAUUCAACAGGACAAAACUGCAGUUCUGUGGUGGGUACACAAGAAGGCCAAGCAGCAGUAAAAACAGAGGAGAGCUCUGAACUUGGGAAUUACGUUAUCAACGUAGAAUAUUUGGAGAACAUCCAACAGCUUCUAACAGCAAUAGUGAAGAAGGUUCCAUUAAUUGCUGAAAAAAAUGAAGAUGCAAGCUCUUUUUGUGCCAGUUCAGUGGAACAGUAUUACAGCUGGAAUAUUGGGAAGAGGAGGGCAGCUGAGUGGCAACGAGCAAUGACAGUGAGAAAAGUCCUACAAGAAAUCAUAGAGAAGCAUCCCAGGUUUCACAAUAUUACACCCCUGAAAACAAAGCAUGUGGUGCACUGGUGUCGAUGCCACGGCUACACUCCGCCUGACCCCGAGACCUUGCGGAAUGAUGAGGACUCAAUUGAAGACGUGCUAACGCAGAUAGACAGUGAGCCAGAAUGCCCUUCAUCUUACAGCAGUGGUGAGGAGCUGUGCCGAAAACUAGAGGAACUGCAGCAAUUUCUGAAACGAGAACCAGAACACGAAGAGGAAGUAGAUGUUCUCAACUUUAGUGAGCCAUUAAAAAUCAACAUUAAGAAAGAACAGGAGGAGAAACAAGAGGAGAUGAAGUUCUACUUGGCUUCCUUGCCUGCAUCGGAGUUUGUGAGGGACACUGCAGAGAAGAUAGGGAUUUCUUUUCAGCCUGCUGAGGUGCAAAAGAAUGUUUAUGCAUCAGUAAUAGAAGAUAUGAUUUUAAAGGCCACUGAACAGCUGAUGAGUGACAUCCUGCGGCAAGCGCUUGCUGUAGCAUAUCAGACAGCUCCUCACAACAGGACUCCAAGAGAGAUCACAGUGAUGAAUAUUCACAAAGCCAUCUGUAAUAUUCCCUUUCUGGACUUCCUCACAAACAAACAUAUGAAGAUACUAAAUGAGGAACAAUGAAAUAGAACAGAGAAGAUGCUACAGGAAAGGUGGAUUUAUGACUGAGGUUGGGUUGACAAAUCCAGUAUUUCUAUAGGACACUAUUACAUACAUUUAUAACAUUGGGCUACUAGAUUGUUACCUCCAAUUAAAGAUGCACCUUAAUGCAACAAAAUGAUGCUCUGUUCCAAAUCGAGUUGUUAAAUGUCAGUGUUUACUUGGUAAGUGUAUGUUCAGUGGCUGAACAAACAUUGUCAGUUUGCAUCAAGUUGCUAGCUGUGAGAGACUCCACAGGCCUGGUCCCUCUGAGACGGCUAUAUUGGUGCAAUUGAACAUUUUUUUUAAGAAAGGAAUUUGUUUUUUGAUGCAGUCUACAUACGAGUUGGUGUCCCCAUGCAGUGGGCAGAACAGUUGCUUUGACACUCUGAAUAUGAGAAAAUUGAAAGGCAGCUUUUAAAGGUGGGCUGUUUGAGUAGGUGGGUGGGUUGGUUGAUUAGGUUUGGGUGUGGGGGAGCAGAAAGCUGAUGGCUGCAAUAAAUUCUGCCAGUCCUGCUUGAGCAUGAUGUAUGUGACUGAGAACACAGCUGGGUACGCUGACCAUUAGUUUAUGCAGCUAAGUGUCACCUAACCAAAUUCCUUGCCUCUCUAAAGGAUGUGUCGCCAUCUUUCUCGAUCACCUCAGAAAGGGUAGACUGGCACAUGCUCAAUCAAGAUGAACAAACCAUGGUCAGGCUUGGUAAGAUUGGACUGACCACUUGUCCGGCGUGGGAAAGGAGAGGAGCAAGGACAGUAUUUGGUGUUUGUGGGCUUAGACUGGCAGAAACCCUUUGCUUGCCCAGUGAGUGCCUCCCCAGGCUGCCAGAAGGUUUGGAGCGUGCUGGAGGGCAGGUGACCAGCUGUGUUGUACAAGUCUUAAUGUUCUUAUAGCAUUCACUAAUGAUCAGCUUGGAUUGUGAAGUGCUGUGGGAGCAGCACCACUUUGGCUUAAGUUCUGCUCAACACAGGCCUGAUAAGAACAAAAAAUCAGAGGUUUGCUGCUUGUGGGGAGCUCCUCUGAUGUCUUGUCUGCAGGAAGAAGUUCUGCUACUAACCCCAGCACUUACCUGUCUCAGGAACAUCACUGGUGUAGGAGACAUGUCUGCAGCCUGGCUAUCAACACCUUCUUCAGUAAGGCUUUGCUGACAACAUCCUGACCACCCCACAUCCACCACCCCUUUGUCCUGCCCCAUGGGUGCUUGCUAGUAGUGUGAGUAAGCCAUUGUAAACUUGGUGGGACUCCUGUUGGACUGUCAUGCUUUCAGGGUGCUUGUUUUGUGAGGCAGUGCUGUCGUGUGGGUGGAGCAUGGGUCAAACAGCCAGAACCUCCAAUGUGCUGAUCUCAGCUGGGUCUCUGAUCUACUGCAUGGCCUUUGAUUUAAUCACUCUGUGCCUCAGUUUCCCCAUCUCUGAGCAUGGGGAGCAGGAUACCUACCUCACAGGGGUGUACUGAGGCCUCGCUCUUGUUGGUGCCGUGCUUUGACAAUACAAAGCCUUUUAUAAACAUUAAACUACAGUUAUCUUUCCUGGCCUGGGGUAGGAACAGAAAUCUUCAAAACGUUAUCUUAUGGUGCUUUUUUUGGGGCUAGAAGACAGGUGAUGGUAACUCCAGUAGAGUGCAGGAACUGUGGAAGAUGGUUUGGUUAGAGGGUGGUUUCAGGCUUCCAAGGAGAGUAGCAUAGGUUUGAUGCAGUUCUUAACUGAAGGAGGUACUGCGUAUCUCAGAAGAGAUGCUGCCUGUCUUCUCCACCUUGAAUAAAAUUGGGUCUGCAGGAAAGCCCCUCUCAGUUCAUCAGAGCUAGCAGGGAGUUACAGUUCACUUGAAUAUAAGAGUGGCAGAACCUGACCCUUGAGUCUAGGAAAUGGGACCAGUGGAUGAAAUCCAAACAGCAUUCAGAGGACUUAAAUGCCCCUUAGAAAGGGCAUUUCGGAUGCUCUGGAUUCAAAAGAUAAUCCUGGCUUGUUCGGGUGAGCUGAGUGCAGGAUUGCCUGCACUCAUAAAGUGCACAGCUUAGCCCUCACAGUUUUUCAGCUGAGGUCAGUGUGAAGGGGUUGAGCAGUGGUGAUUCUGUUUGAGCCCAAUUUUGAGAGUCAGGAGGAAUCCAAAUAGCUGGGGAGCUGCAGGCCCCACACUUUGUUUGUAGGCUGUAGUGAACUUGAAGUCCAUACUGCUUUCAGGCGCCCCUGUACACAGCUUUUACAAAAGAGAAGGGCAUUUUCAAGAUACCUGUCACUAUCACUAUGACAGCCUGCAGGUUGUGUGGGAACAGCCUUUUGGGCAAACUCAGUUGUGCUAUGAUCUUCUGCAAUGACACAUGCAUUUCCAGCCCCCGUCUCUUGUGGGCUUAGUUUCUGAGAUUUUGAUACACCCAGAGCAGCUCUUGAGGAUGCAAGAGCUCAUCUUUGGGCAUCUGUUUGCAAAUUGUGGCUUCCUUGCCUGUGUACUGCUUUUCUGUGAGGAAUGGAGUUUCAGAAUGAGUCCUGAACCUGGCCCUGAAGCAGGCAGGCAAAUGCCCCUUGUUCUUAAUGGGGUUCUUGCAGAGGAGGUGUAUUGCUACAUUUCUGAGCAACCACAGGUUAUUCUCCUAGGAGAUGCUAUAUUAAUAAUAUAUAAAGUUUGCUGGAGAAAAAUAAACUGUUAAAAGCAGAUAAAAAAUAACACAUUUGUUUAGUCCUUCAGAUAUAGGAAACGUUUGCAACAAGUUCCUUGAAUUUUGAGAAGUGGUGGGAGAAAAAUUUGUCCGUGAGAAGUUCCUGUGGGAAUUGCUUGGAGAUGAGGUAGAGGUGGUGAAAUUUCAUACACCCAGUGAGGUGUGUGUGGAAUGCUACAGAUGAUACAGUGUGUUGAAAUGUUACGGUAUAUUUCUCUGGCUUUCUAAAGAGUCUUGAUACAAGUUAAAGAUCUCUUUACAAAUAUUGCCCCUAUUUGUAAUGCUGAGUGUUUAAAUCCUUCAUGUUAUCUGUAUUAUACUGUAUAAUUGUGUAAGAUACGUAUGUUUACAAUAAAUUCUUUUAUUAGCUGUGCUAGAA
Messenger RNA from Tyto alba (common barn owl), 7637 nucleotides. It is a transcript of the gene YEATS2, whose product is annotated as YEATS domain containing 2. The coding region runs from base 522 to 4592 and encodes 1356 amino acids. Gene Ontology annotation, biological process: chromatin remodeling; regulation of transcription by RNA polymerase II. Lineage: Eukaryota; Metazoa; Chordata; Aves; Strigiformes; Tytonidae. Gene Ontology annotation, molecular function: histone binding. Gene Ontology annotation, cellular component: NuA4 histone acetyltransferase complex. The transcript has 29 exons. The record is from RefSeq and is a predicted model, not a curated record.